AUGGCGCAACAAAACGCACAUGAAUUUCUAAAAUCCGUUAACGAACUUUGCAACUUGGCCACUGCCGUACAAGUCUUCGAGCGCCGAUGCCAAGACUUACAAAACCACCUCGAUUCCAUCCAAAGCACAAUCGACGCCAAAUUCUGCCGAGUCCUUGCUCUUGCCUUCCAUUAUGCAUUUUCCUUGGGCCAAAAUAAUCUCACCUUCUUAAAUAAUUUCUUCAAUGGGCUUCACUUGGUUUCCAUGAAGCUUCACUAUCUCUGUGAGAUGAUGUGUAGCCGCGACCUUAGACACCUUGUCACGCAUCUAUCGGACGUUGAAACCCUCUAAUUGAGACUCACUUCGACACUAAAAUUGGCUCCGAAGCCGGCGAAACUUGUGUUAGAUUGUGUGGGGCAUCUCUUUUUACAAGGUUUACAAGGCUACACCAAGGACACUCCCAUGACAUCUUGCCAGGCUUCGGUUCUUGUGUUAGAGUUCUUCCUCAGAUUGAUUACUAAGAGCGAGAGCCACACUGAGAUUGAUAAAUCGAUAAAACAAGAGGCCGAGAAGGAUUCUAUUGCCUGGAGAAAGAGACUGCUUAGUGAAGGAGGUUUGAGUAAAGCUUGUGAGAUUGAUGCCAGAGGCUUACUUCUGUUCGUUGCUUGUUUUGAGAUUCCUAAAGUUUUUAAGAAUGAAGAUGUUAGGGAUUUGAUUAGGUUUAGUAAUUUCACGGAGAUUGUGAUUUCCUUAAACGGUGUCGUGUUAUUAUUGCAAGGGUUCCAGGCAUGUGCUCAUCCUUACUCUUUUUUGCAUUUUGUGUUUUCCGUAUGUUUGGAGGGCAGGGAACGGAAUACAUACAUUUGA
Messenger RNA from Pistacia vera, 846 nucleotides. Its product is annotated as inactive protein FRIGIDA. Lineage: Eukaryota; Viridiplantae; Streptophyta; Magnoliopsida; Sapindales; Anacardiaceae. The record is from RefSeq and is a predicted model, not a curated record.